GCGAAUAACUUGGACCCUCACCUGCACACACUCUUCCCACAAUGGCCUCCACAGAAGCUGUCGGAGCGCCGCCAGCUGUGCAAGAGAAGGCAGAGGAGAAGAAGCCAGAAGUACAACAGAUCGAUCCCUACAACGUAUCUGGAGGCGUGGACGAGCAAGGCAACGUCAAGGCCAUCGAUUACGACCGUUUGAUCACCGAGUUUGGAGUCCAACCUCUUACUGAAGAGCACCUCAAACGAUUCGAGCAAGUCACAGGGAAGCCAGCGCAUCGUCUCAUGCGAAGAAAGCUCUUCUUCUCCCACCGCGACUUCGACAAGAUCCUGGAUGUAUACGAGAAAUAUGGCACAUUCAUGUUGUACACGGGGCGAGGACCUUCGAGCGGAAGCAUGCAUCUGGGACACACGGUACCGUUCCUCUUUACAAAAGAGCUGCAAGAGAUGUUCGAUGUGCCAUUGGUCAUUAUGUUGACAGACGACGAGAAGUUCCUCCACACACGCAACAAGAACAAUGGCGCGAAGACGAAGGGCACUGCGCCGGAGGACUUUCUCAAAUUCGCACACGACAAUGCAAAGGACAUCAUUGCGCUAGGUUUCGACCCGAAGAAGACCUUUAUCUACAGCGACUAUGAGUUCGUGGGCGGACACUUUUACAUGAACAUUUCGGAAUUUGGAUCUCUCGUCACAGUGAACCAAGCACAGGGAGCCUUCGGCUUCAACGGCAGCAGCAAUGUUGGGCUGGUAGAAUACGGCGCAAAGCAGUGUGUGGCUGCAUUCCCAUCUUCAUACCCAGAGCUUUUUGGCUACAGAGACUACCGGGCUCCCAACUAUGAUCCUUCAGCAAUACGGAGGCACAAGCCUCUCUCCAAGAUUCCAACUUUGAUUCCCUGCGCCAUCGAUCAAGAGCCCUACUUCCGAAUGUUGCGAGACCGCUGCGAUCGCAUGAUCGACCCUCACCCGAAGACAUGUUUGAUUCUUUCGAAGUUCUUGACGGCACUACAAGGACCCGGCGGAAAGAUGAGUGCUUCGGAUCCCAACUCGGCCAUUUUCAUGUCCGACACACCCUCUCAAAUCAAAAACAAGAUCAAUAAACACGCUUUCUCCGGCGGACAGGAGACGAUGGAGGAGCAGCGGAAGCUCGGCGGCAACCCAGAUGUCGAUGUUGCUUACACGUAUUUGUCGUACUUCCUCGAAGAUGAUGCUGAGCUGGAAGAUUUGUACAAGAAAUACCGCAGUGGUGAGCUUUUGACAGGAGAGAUGAAGGCAAGGUGCAUCCAAGAGCUGCAAAAGUUCGUUUCGGAAUUUCAAAAGCGAAGAGAAGCGGUUACGGACGAGAUCAUGCGAUCGUACAUGGUACAGAGAAAAUUGGAGUUCAAGGGCAAUCCGAGCCCGACCCAGCCGGCUGCCGCGCCCACGAAAAAUGCGCAUGAGGCAAAUGGGAGUGUUGAGGGCGAGAAGGAGGGAGCGGGUAGUAAGGAUGGAAGAGGGACGAAGUCGGAGAGGAAGUUGGCAAAGCUAGCGGAGAAGAAGGCGGAGAAGGAGGCCGAGAAACAGGCAUUGGCUGAUCGGACAAAGGAGGCAUAG
Molecule: messenger RNA, 1580 nt
Organism: Zymoseptoria tritici IPO323
Lineage: Eukaryota; Fungi; Ascomycota; Dothideomycetes; Mycosphaerellales; Mycosphaerellaceae
Product: tryptophan--tRNA ligase
Exons: 1
Coding region: 42-1580 (512 amino acids)
Biological process (GO): tryptophanyl-tRNA aminoacylation
Cellular component (GO): cytoplasm
Molecular function (GO): ATP binding; tryptophan-tRNA ligase activity
Source: RefSeq, a predicted model, not a curated record